Cucurbita maxima (winter squash) is the source of this 1566-nucleotide messenger RNA. Its product is annotated as protein P21-like. The record is from RefSeq and is a predicted model, not a curated record. The transcript has a single exon. Lineage: Eukaryota; Viridiplantae; Streptophyta; Magnoliopsida; Cucurbitales; Cucurbitaceae. Gene Ontology annotation, cellular component: extracellular region. The coding region runs from base 748 to 1551 and encodes 267 amino acids. Gene Ontology annotation, biological process: defense response.
UAUCAGAAAGAGACCCAAUGACAAACCCAGAAAUGAUAGCAGAAUUUAGAUACUAUGCUGGAAUGAGUUGUGAAAACUGAUGACUUUGAAGAUGCAUAUUAGUAGUUAGUUGGGUCAAAAGAUGUGAAUGUUUAUGGAAAUAAUAGAUUUCAAGCCUCAUCCAGUUUGCAAUCCUCAUAAUGAAGCCUCACCCAAGUCCCCACGCACAUUUAAACCAUAGAAUGGACUAGUCAACUCGGUCACAAAAAGGCUAUGAAUGUUCACCAAAUCCAAGCUAAAGUUUUGAAAAAAAUUAGUUUAGAUUUUUGGAAUAUAACUAAGAAUUCAAGAUGAAAAUAUUCAGUGCGAAACUAAACACAAUUUACAAAAACUAAAAGCUUCUUAAUAACCAUCAAAGGGGUCCAAUCUCAAGAAUCACAACAGAAGUUGCUCCAUUGAAUAUUACAGUAUCAAAAGAUACUGAAAUCUUGGUUAAAAUGAACGUCAAUUCUGUAGACGUUUCCAUGAACUUGCUUCUAAUAUGCAAGGUACAGGAUUCUAAGAACAAAUGUGAAUGUGAUGGUGAGGGUUGAAAAUUCGCCCUAUAACAAAUAAGGUCAUUAAUGCUUUUGAAGUAGUUAGCUAUGAAUCUUGUUGCUAUUUCUACAAUCUCAAUUAUAAAUCACAGGAGAUUUUGUUAAGAGUAUCUUACGCAGCGGAGGCUCAUUGGAAGCAUUUCCAGAUCGGAGUCUGUCCGAAAUUCUUGCGAUGUUGUUUCUCCGCUACAACCAUCUUGUUUUUCCUUUUCUUCUCAUCAAUUUUGUUUUCAUCAGCCAUCAGUUGAUUGAAGCUCAAACCCUAAUCGACCCUGCUUUUGACCAAUCCCUUUCUCCCUUCGGCUCACAGGCAGGCAGAGGAAGUUUCUUGGGCCGCUGCAUUGAGAAUGACGACGGCGCCACUUUCACUGUGCGGAACAACUGCUCCUUCACAGUCUGGGCCGCCGCCAUACCAAGCGGUGGCCAACGGCUCCACAGCGGAGAGGCUUGGAACUUGAAAUUACCAUUCGGAGCUGUGGGACGCGUUUGGGGCAGAACCAAUUGUUCCUUCGAUAGCUCAGAGCGUGGAAAUUGCGAGACCGGCGACUGCGGCGGCGUUCUCCAAUGCCAAAGCUCCGGCGCACCGCCCAAUACUCUCGUUGAUUUUGCACUAAACCAAUACAACAAUCAGGAUUUCUUCCGCGUCUCCCUCGUCGAAGGGUUCAAUAUUCCAAUCGAAUUUAAGCCGACGUCUAACGAAUGCAGCCAGAGCGUUCGUUGCGCUGCCGACAUCAACAAGCAAUGCCCGACGAAGCUGAAGGCGGCCGGCGGCUGCAACAAUCCCUGCACCGUAUUCGGAACCAGUGAAUAUUGUUGCGGUAAUUCUUCAAGGAGUUGUGAGGCCACAGCGUUUUCGAAGUUUUUCAAAGAGAGGUGUCCAGAUGCUCUUAGUUACCCCGCGGACGAUACGGCUACAAAAUUUACGUGUCUUGGCAAGACUAAUUACGACGUCGUUUUCUGCCCCUUCCGACCCUAAGAUGAGGAUCCAUGC